AUGAGAGAGCAGGGUAGAGUGGUGAUGCACUCACGACGCAGUAGAGAUGGGUUCCUCACAGAGAUCUUGAAAUUGAUCCGGAGGAUUGAUCACUUGAUCGCCUUCAUGUGCUCUAGGUGUAAGAAGACAAUUUUUUGCCCGUCUCGGCUGAACUAAAUGUUUGCUGCAAGAUGUUUUUGCUGAAGGAACACACAAAGAGGAGAAAAGAAGCUUCCGCAACUGAUUCAACUUUUUUUACGAUCUGAGCAGAGAUACGUUACAGAGCUAAAGAUAAAAACGAUGUCAUCUCCAGGGCUCGAGCCAAGGAAACAUAUGGAUGUGGUGUACAUCUCCAUUGAGAUAGCCAUCGCUGUGGCCUCCGUUCUGGGGAACGUACUAAUUGUGCUCGUAGUGUACGUGAACCAGGCUCUCCGUGACACCACCUUCAGCUUCAUCGUGUCUCUGGCUGUGGCUGACAUCGCCGUUGGAAGUUUGGUGAUCCCGCUGGCCAUUGUUAUAAGCCUGGGAUUCAGGACCCAGUUCUACACCUGCCUCAUCCUCUCCAGCCUGGUGCUGACCAUCACCCAGAGCUCCAUCCUGUCCCUCCUGGCCAUAGCCAUCGACAGAUAUCUGCGCAUAAAAAUCCCAACAAGGUACAACGACAUAGUGACCCAGGGGAGGGCGUACAUGGCCGUUUGUACGUGCUGGAUCCUCUCCAUCCUCAGCGGACUGGUUCCGUUGGUUGGCUGGAACGACCUGAGCCACGGCAACCUCAGCAAGUCCAGUGAGAUAGUUUGCGAGUUUAAAACCGUUAUUCGUAUGGACUACAUGGUGUAUGUGAACUUCUUCGUCUGUGUGAUGGUGCCACUGGCCUUGAUGAUCAUUCUGUACGGGGAGAUCUUCCGAGUGAUCCGGAAGCAGCUGAACCGCCGCGCUGAGGCCACUUGUGAUAGAGAGCGGUACUACCGAAAGGAGCUGAAGCUGGCCAAGUCGCUGGCCUUGGUGGUUUUUCUUUUUAUCACGUGCUGGAUGCCGAUACACAUCAUGAACUGCGUUGAGCUGUUCCGCCCGGGCGAAACUCCCAAGUCUGCUUUGUACGUAGGAAUCUUCAUGUCUCACGUAAACUCAGCGCUAAACCCGAUGGUCUAUGCUUUCCGGAUAAAACGGUUCCGUCUGACGCUGAUCCAAAUAACUCGCCAGUGCAUGUUAUGUAAGUCAACGGUGGCCACCCCGUGCCCUACCAGCACUAUGGACGGGAAUGAAAAAACGGAUGUGAACCACUAGCAUAUACUGAGGAGGAGUGUUAGUCUUUACCAUGUGCCGCAGACACUACAAAUAAUCAUGAGAUUAUUAUCAAAAACGGAAGAAGUAAGACUGACCGUUUAAGACAUAAAUACUGUUUUAUAUGAUUUUAAUGUACCUAAUUUUGGGUGCCGUUAGGAGCUGAUAAUUUGUGUCCAACAUCUGUCGUUGAUUUGAAAAAAAACUGAUUGUGUGUGUUUAAGUCUCUGUAGAUGGCCCUUAUGUGUGAGUGUGUGUGCAUGGUUGUUUGUCCUGUUUGUCUCUGUGUUGCCCUGUGAUGGACGGACCCUGCCUCUCGCCCAAUGACGGACCCUGCCUCUCGCCCAAUGACCGCUGGAGGUAGGGACCAGCCCCCCCACAACCCUGCAGGAUUAAGCAGGUACAGAUAAUGGAUUUAUGGAUGGAUGGAUGGAUGGAUGGACGGAUCGAAAUAAAUGUGUUAACUUAUCAAGUUAUUUUUUUUUGUACGGGAACAUUCACAAGAGAAAAAAGAAAAACGUUAAAAAAAAAUUCCAGGAUAUCAGAACAUCACAAAAAGCAGUUUAUAAACAGUGCUUAUGAGCAGGAAAUACACAGAAUCGAUUGUUUGUGCCACGGACACUAUGUAAAGAGGCUUCUGAGUGAGAAAGUGGUGUUUGCAUCCUCCUAUUAAAAAUGUGUAUGUAAUUUACCUCUCAAUGCCUUGUUCCUUACAAUGUGAACCCUGUGAAAAAAAACUGCAUUACAGUUUGUUUGUUUUUUGUUAAUCCUGAUUGCAGAUUACAAUAUGAUCCUUCAUUGUACGAAUUAAACAUCUUUCUUGUUUAAAAGAUUUAAAUGACGGAUUUCUUUUCUCGCAAUAUCUCAGCUCUAUAAGGUUUCACCCACACGGCCCUAAAAUGAUGUGCUGGUAUAACAAUAGGUAAAGCAGCUAUUAGGGCCAUUUUGGACCACUGGUUCUUAGCAGUACAGUCUGUGCCCUUCGGUUUGAUUGUGGAAAACAAAAUUGGAGCUCUUUAAAUGGUUUUCAGAAAUCACUAGCAUAUAUUUACCAAAGUCGUAACAAUAAUCCAAAGGUUAUAGAGGAUAUAUUGUCAUUGGAGAUUUAAGACCACAGGACGGCAACAGACCCUCGGUUAGGUGGGGGCUGCGUAGAUAAAUUUAACAAAAAUGUUCCAGCAGACAGUUGAUAUUCAAAUGUCUGCUGCAUAUGCCUUUCAAAGACUUGCCUAUCUUAUAGAUACUGGCAGCACAUCAUAUAGUGCCUCAUAUUACCCAGUAUUAAAUCGGUCUAUAGAAUAAAAAGAUUUAUUUUUUACAUCCCUUUAUUUUUUGUCUUUCUUUUAAAUCUACAGUAGGGAUUUUAAAAUGUUUUUUUUUUUUUAUUUCCAACUACCCGCUGCCUUUCACAUGAACCGGAAUGAGUGGAGCUCUAGUUUUAGUUCUUUUACACUUUGUCAUUGCUGCGUUUCUUUAAAGGAUUUGUUUCCACUUGUUUCUGCUUAGGCUUUUGUGACUUUCAGCAAAAAAAAUCAAUAAAUGUAAAAAACAAACCUUUUGUGCGUUUCUUGUACGGUUUAUCAACUACACAAACUGCUCAGUAUGCACAUGAAUUGAAUUGCCCUGCUCCAACUGCAGAUGAAACAGGCUGAUUUACACUGGACAAAAGUCUGAAAAAAAAGGCAAGGGAUUCAGUGCCAAGCCUUUAUCACACAACGCAGGGCGCUGUUCAGCUAAUUCAGCUUCUUCUGGCUGUAUAUUAAAAGUUGUUGGAGAGAGGUGAAAAGCACUGGACCAUUUUAAUCAAUUAUCUAAAGAGCAUUAAGCUGAUUUAUUCCAACUCUAAACCGAAAGCUUCUGCAAUAGUUCUGCUUUGUCAUCAGUUCGACUUCUACCUCAUUUCAGCAGCAGUGUUCUCUGCAAUAAUUGAUGUUGAAUUCUUCUGAAACUUUCAGAUUUUAUGUGUGGUAAAUACCAGCAUUUGCCGUAACAAUAAGCACUGUACUAUAUGAAGAUAUUUACUUUAAUCUCAGUUAUUAUGAAAUAAAAUCAUCGCCUCUACCUCUCGGUUUCUGUCUGUCGCUCAAUCAUGAACUCAUUAAUACCUAUAAUACCAUCUGUCAGCCCCUCCCUCCUCGCCGAGGGAUUUUAAACUGCUGAGUGUGGUUAAAUCUUUAGCCCUUGUCUUAGUGACGGCAAUAUCACAUAACCAACUUGGUAGUACUGGCUUCAUUAGCCGUUUCUGUUUUUUGCCGCAUAACAAAUGUGUCAGGAGCAGAAAUAUGUUCUAAUAGAGAAGAGAAGAAGGCUGGUGCAAUUCUUAUCUGGUUCUAAACUAAAAUAUUGAUCUUCUUCAAGCCUCAGAAAGCAGCUUACAUUUGGAACUAUAAAAUGGCGAACACCCAUGAAGCGGAGGGCGAUCAGGAUCCCGAGGCUCCUGGAGGAAGACCUGGAGGAUGAGCAGCAAACGUUGCUGCACUUAAGCAAACAUGGUGACAGUCAGCGUGCGCAACCAUGGGAGCAGUGGACCUUCAAAGAAAAAGCAAACUAUUGCAUGGAUCGCUUCUUCCUUGCCUUUUUAAUCCUCUUUCUGAUCGUUUUACUGGGCGAAUGUAGCUAUAAAAUGUGGUAUGUGUCAAAUGUGAAAAAGAUAGCGGAGUUUGUGUCAGACUGUGUAAUAUUCCUGAUCGACUGGCUCUUCACCCAGGAGAGACAGGAGGAGCUGGUUGAACUGUAAGGUGUGAAUAAAGUUCAUCACGUCAUUUUC
Fundulus heteroclitus (mummichog) is the source of this 4027-nucleotide messenger RNA. Its product is annotated as adenosine receptor A1. Gene Ontology annotation, cellular component: dendrite; membrane; synapse. Gene Ontology annotation, biological process: G protein-coupled adenosine receptor signaling pathway. Lineage: Eukaryota; Metazoa; Chordata; Actinopteri; Cyprinodontiformes; Fundulidae. The record is from RefSeq and is a predicted model, not a curated record. The transcript has 3 exons. Gene Ontology annotation, molecular function: G protein-coupled adenosine receptor activity. Bases 280 to 1263 code for a protein of 327 amino acids.